This is a messenger RNA of Suillus subalutaceus, 1357 nucleotides long. Its product is annotated as UbiA prenyltransferase family-domain-containing protein. The record is from RefSeq and is a predicted model, not a curated record. Gene Ontology annotation, molecular function: 4-hydroxybenzoate polyprenyltransferase activity. Lineage: Eukaryota; Fungi; Basidiomycota; Agaricomycetes; Boletales; Suillaceae. The transcript is spliced from 6 exons. Gene Ontology annotation, biological process: ubiquinone biosynthetic process. Gene Ontology annotation, cellular component: mitochondrial inner membrane. The coding region runs from base 317 to 1273 and encodes 318 amino acids.
UAACAUAUGGUACCAUGAACUCCAGAAACCGCGUUGUGGCAGGUUAACGUGGCCUGGAUGACGACGGGAUGGUCAUGGCUGUGUCCUUGGUUAUCCUGAAAGGCCUGGGAGCUCUCAGGUGACUCAGGUUGAACGUUCACAAGUUCCAAUUGUGCAGAUUAACCGAUUGCAAUGAUGCAAUCGCAUCCGAAUCAUACUAUGUAUGUUAUAUUGAUUUCCGAGUCCUCAAGUUUGUCUUGAAGCGAACAAGAUGAAUGUAUAAAAGCCCGUUUUCCUUUCCCCCCUCCAUAGCAUCUACCUAUCUGCCCACUUUACCAUGGAGGUCAAAUCAACAGCCGUCAAGCAGCAUCUUCCCUCGUCUUCGGACGCAACUUGGGUGGACUCUUUUCCUUCCAACAUACGUCCUUACCUCUAUCUGGCACGAGUUCACAACCCCGCUGGAACACUCUUGCUAUUCUAUCCAUGCGCAUGGUCGGUCACUAUGGCGUGCUACGCACACGGCACGCCGAUGUCGACGGUGUGGAACUAUGUAGGAUUGUUCCUUACUGCUUCCCAAGUGUUCCACGCCGCUGGCUGCGUGAUCAAUGACAUGUGGGACAAAGACGUCGACGCUGCCGUUCCGCGAACAAGCACGCGACCCUUGGCUGCAGGGGAUGUCUCGAUGUUCCAGGCAUUCCUCUUCCUCAUCCCACAGCUGGCUCUUGGCAUCUGGCUGUUAAUGCAGUUGAAUGAAUACAGCUUGCGACUUGGACUCUCGUCCCUGGGUCUGGUGGUGUUGUAUCCUGCCAUGAAGCGGGUGACCAAUUGGCCGCAGGCAGUGCUUGGCAUGUGCUUCAACUGGGGGGCACUAUUAGGCGCGGCUUCAGUUGCUGGAGCAGUUGACUGGCAUGUGUACAUCCCUCUGUACUUGGGGGCUGCCUGCUGGACAAUUGUAUAUGAUACUUCUUACGCCCGUCAAGACAGAGAUGAAGACGCCAAAUAUGGUGUGCGCUCAACCACGAUAAUCUUUGGAGAUCAGAUCCGACCUAUUCUUGCUAUCUUCUCCGCCGUUGUUUGUUCUCUGGUGUCGUAUGCCGGAUACUGCAACGGACAUGGGUUGCCAUUCUUCUGCGGUGUUGGGUUGGGCGCACUUCACCUUGCCCGACUUCUCGCCCGGACUGACUUUGAAAACAAGGAGAGCUGUGAUGCUACGCUUCUCAGUAAUGCUUGGUUCGGCUUCUGGGUUUGGGCUGGAGCUUUCGCCGACUUUCUGUUAAAGACGCAGCUCAACUAGUAGAUGCAAUGACAUUAUGAAUCUCUUCUGAGUUUCUUUUACCUCGCGACAUCGUAGAGUUUAUUUCUUACGUAUGCAAUAGAU